Molecule: messenger RNA, 2642 nt
Organism: Brassica napus (rape)
Lineage: Eukaryota; Viridiplantae; Streptophyta; Magnoliopsida; Brassicales; Brassicaceae
Exons: 1
Coding region: 2310-2564 (84 amino acids)
Source: RefSeq, a predicted model, not a curated record
AAAAUAUAAUUUGACAAAUUCUACAACUUCAAUCGAUCUGAGUGCGUGCAUCAAAAAAAAAUUCAUUAGGGAAAACUGCCAUAUACAGUAUAAAAUUUAACGUGUAUUCUAUUUUGGUCAGAUUCAAAAUUUUAAUUUUGUAUAAUCCUAAUGUGUGGUCAGAUUCAAAUCGGUUGGUUUGUCUACCUCAAGGACAAAAGUAUAUCAAAAACUAAAAUAUAGUACAUGUAAUAUUUGCCGGACGUGAGCAUUUGUUGACUUUGAAAAUGCAGCUGAAAUGUAAUAAUUUAAUAAAUUAGGUUUGCCUUCGCAGACUGGUUUCGCCGGUCGGAAACAUGCCUUAAUUGGUGGACUCGCGCUUAUUUACAUAAACUAUCGGUUGAACCCGUUGUGCCAUCUUCGAUCGAUUUUGCUUAAUCUUUGAGCAUAUAAAAAGAAUGUGUAUGUUAUAAUUUUGAGCAAAAAAGUUUUGCACGAGAGAACAUCGUUAAAUAUUACUCCCUCCUCCAUUUCUAAAAGAUCAACGUUCUAGAGAAAACUUUUGUUUCAAAAAUAUACAUAUUUUAUAUUUUCAAUGUAAUUUUUGUUAACUAAUAAUAAAAAAUUGUGAAAUUUCAAUAAUUAAUUACAUUUUUUAAAAUUUAUUGGUUUUAAAAUUUAAAAAAUAUAAAAUUACAAAAAAUUAUAUAUUUAUAGCUAAAUUUCAAUAUGUUUUAUUAAAAAAUAUAAAAAUUCUAAAACAUAGAUCUUUUAGGAACGGAUAGAGUAUAAUUUUGUUUUUAUUUUUAUUAGGGAAAAAGACUUUGUUUUUGUUUUAUUUUCUUCUGUAUUUUCCAAGUCAACGCUUGGUUAUGGUUAGUUUUUUUUGGGGUCAAAGGUUACGGUUAGUUAAAAGUUAAAACCGUGUAUGCUUUGGUUGGCCUUCCAUCUUUCGUUCAUCACACUUGGUCAACGUAAAUCAGUCAUACGAUAUCACUUCUCAUUGGUUGGCUGACAAACAAAAGAUGCUUCCAAUUUAAUUUUAUACUAAUUUUACAGUUUGACUUCUUCAGAUUAAACUUUAGUCGGAAGCUUUAACCACAAGAAAGGAACUGCAAACUCAAGAUUGAGCUGAGGAUGAUUAUUCAAAUAAAUUGCUUCCAUGUAUUGGCUUUUUCAAGUACAAUCGUAAUUGGUAGAGUGAUUUCUAAGAACCUUUGAAUCUUCAAAAGUCAAAACAGGUUUUAAAAUGAUUGGAUAUGCCUGCAAUAAAAGCCGUGAAGAAAAGUUUGAUAUCGAUUUAUGGAUAGCACAUGGACUUUGAUACUAUAUAUGGGAAUGGGAAGAUAAGGUUUUGUUUGAUAUUUUUGGUGUAGGACAUAUUUCUGACUAGAUAUUUGUUUAAGCAUAAUCGAAAAUUGUAAAAGAAGAAGUCUAAUGUCAUAUGAACACAAGUUUUGACUUAAGAAAAAAGAGCGCAUGUGCACCUUCAAGUUCGCUGCAAGGUUCCAAACAACACACAUAUCUUAAACUUUUGAAAGAGUUAAUCCUUGCUGUUUAUUUGUCAACGCUCGAUAUCUUGAUUUGUAAUGUAUCCAUGAAAAUAGAAUUAUUAGAAAUUGGUCAAACAAUGUAACUUCUUGUUGUAUGUGAUUUUUUCAUAAAGCUAAUUGAUCAAAAGAAAAAGAAUUAACUACACUUACACUUACACAUGAUACAUGUUUAGUAAAUGUUCGUGUAUAAUUUUUGGAAUAUGCAUGCAUUGUGGUUGUGCCUUCACACGCACACUUUUGGUUUAAGAUCAUCUACAUCUUUUUUUUUGGUCAUCUACAUGUUAUUUUACAUUUCAAAGUAUUAUAUAUAUCCAAAGUAUGAUUCUACUGAUCAAGAUCACUUUAAUAUCAUGUAGGGAUAUACUAUAAGAUUGGAUAAUUCUAUAAGAAAUUUAACUAGCCUGCUAAUACUGGAUAUUAAAGUGAUAUUUAAUAGGAUCGUACAUAUUUUGGUAAAUACUAUUAUUAUAUUUUCCUUGUUUUCAUAUUUUAUCAACUCUUCUUGGAAGCCUAAGCGAAUCUUAGUCUCGUCAUCGAAAAUUAUAAUAACAGCUUUAAUAUUUGAAAGCAAAGUUCACUGAUCAGAUUCAUCAUAACUUAAGCCACAACUUCGGGAAUUUGAAUAUGCUAUCUUAAAUGUCUCUAAGGAUAUGCUUUGACUUUUGAACUCUUAUAUAUAUAGUUGAAACUGUGAUGAAUACAGAACCUUACAUAACCGCAAAGUUGUCACGAAACCAUACAAGGUGACAUCGCCGAUUAUACUAUUUGUUUACAAGUAUGCAGAGGUUACAGAUUAGUUCUCGGCCAUCCGAAGAGUUUCUGAUUAACCUCUUGCCGGAUUCUUCAAGCCCCGACGAUCUCUCGGUCUAUGACGUCGCCAAGAAGGACCUGAUGCUUCACAACAAUAGUUACAAGUCUGUCAAUGGAGAGAGAGCUAUUCACAUAAUCCCUCUUGUUCUCUUUCUAUGUGCUUUUGUUCUUUGGGCUUUUUCAAGUGCUCCUACUACUAGCACUAAUAACAUGCAAACGUAAAGCAACGACCUUUCGUUGAUUUGUGAAUAACGUUACGAUCUAUAAUUUUAAUUCGAAUAUUUGCCUAUAAUUGUAUUG